GCUCUGCUUCCCCGGCCAGGAGCAGCUGGUGCGCCUCAUCUACCAGGGCCACCUCCUCCGGGACGACGGGCAAACCUUGGCCGCCCUCCACCUGGCCCCCAACAGUGUGGUCCACUGCCACCUGAGCCAGCGCCGCCCGCCUUCCGCCGACCCGGCCGCCGCCGAAGGAGCCCGGACCGAAGGCGAGGCCUCCCGCGCCGCCCCGCUCAACGUGGGCACCUUGAUGAUGCCCCUCCUGGUGCUCCUGCUGGCCGCCCUCUGGUACGUCCAGCUGCAACACCGCCACGUCUUCACCGCCACGGCCACCACCUGCCUGACCGGCCUCACCCUCCUCUUCAGCUGCGUGGCCUUUGCCGUCUACCGCAGAUGACCGCCAGACGGCGGGGCGGGACUCCGUUGGAGAGACCGACGCCGGGCCGAUCUCAGCUUUGCCAGGGCAAGACUGAAACCCCCGGGGAGGGAGGGAGGGAGGGGAGUUUGGGGUUGGGCUGGAUGACCUCCCGGCCUUCCUUCCCCCCACUCCGCCCUUCGAAACUCCUCAACCGCCGGAAGGGGUGAGGGAUUUUGUUUGUCUUGGAUUAUCUGUCUUUUUUCCCAUUCAAGCUGCUUGAAAGGAAGAAACGGUCUCCGCAGAGGCGGGAGGGGAAUCCAGGCACGGAUCUCCACUUACGACGGGUCUCCGCAGAGGAGGGAGGGAGGGGAAUCCAGGCACGGCUCUCCACUUACGACGGGCCAUUCCUCAGCCUUGUGGAGGACCGUUGGGGGGCCGAUUGGGAUUGGCGACCAUCACAAGGGCCUCGGGAGGCGGGGCUUUGACCAGCCUGGUGGCUGUGUGUGUGUGUGGGAGGUUCACUUAACGACGGGAGCAAAGGAAUGUCACUCAAUGGGGCUCAGCUCCCUUCAGAAAGAGGAAUGUUGGGGUCAAUCCUUUCCUUCCUUUGUCUCCCUUCCCUUCUUUCUCCUUGCAUUCCUUCCUUUUUCUUUC
This is a messenger RNA of Notechis scutatus (mainland tiger snake), 985 nucleotides long. Lineage: Eukaryota; Metazoa; Chordata; Lepidosauria; Squamata; Elapidae. The record is from RefSeq and is a predicted model, not a curated record.